UCUGGUUAUAAAAAUAAGUGAAAUAUGAGAAUCGAUCUUUUUCGCCAUUGAAAAUAAGUGAAAUAAGAGGCAGUGUUGUUGAAAAUUAGCCGAGGAAGGGAGAAUGAGAAUCGAUCUUCUUCACCAUUGAUGUGUGCAUUAGGUUGACAGGAAACUCAAGAUUCAAAUUUCAGUUGUUGCAGCCAGUGUGACUACAUUAUUAAUCGUAAAGGGUGAUCAUUUACGGUCAUUCAGAUGGCCUAUGAACUAAAUGAACAGAAGAAAAUUGGUUUGGGUCUUAUUGGCUUUGGAAUAUUUUUUACAUUUCUCGGGGCACUUCUAUUUUUCGAUAGGGGUUUGCUUGCGCUGGGGAAUAUAUUUUGGUUAACAGGCGUAGCCAUUUUGCUUGGUUGGUAUUCGACUUGGAAGCUUUUCACAAACAGGGCAAACUAUAAGGGAACGGUGUCUUUCAUUUUGGGACUUUUCUUUAUAUUUGUUCGUUGGCCAAUUGUUGGUAUUAUAUUGGAACUUUAUGGUUGUAUUGCUCUCUUUGGUGGCUUUUGGCCAACAGUUAAGGUGUUCCUCUACCAGAUUCCAGUUGUUGGAUGGAUUAUACAGUAUCCUGUUUUGCUUCUUGAUCGUCUAAGGGGCGCUUGAAGACUUGCUGUCAUCCGCUGCUUCUGAUAACUGCGUGAAGUUUUAACUGGCUGAUCAUAAUUUAACCUUCAAAGAGGUCAUCAAAUGAGUAUCCUCGUAAACCAUAAUUUAGGAAAGGCAGCUUCGUUUGUGCAAUUUAAUCCAUUUUUUCAAAAUACAGAUUGUGAAAAAUAACUCUGGCUCCAUUAAUGUAUAAAAAAUUACACCAUUUAUGUUGUUGGAAUCAAUACAAUGAAUGAUUUUCUAUUGAGUUA
Molecule: messenger RNA, 890 nt
Organism: Mercurialis annua (annual mercury)
Lineage: Eukaryota; Viridiplantae; Streptophyta; Magnoliopsida; Malpighiales; Euphorbiaceae
Product: vesicle transport protein GOT1
Exons: 7
Coding region: 235-636 (133 amino acids)
Biological process (GO): retrograde transport, endosome to Golgi; endoplasmic reticulum to Golgi vesicle-mediated transport
Source: RefSeq, a predicted model, not a curated record